AAAAAGGAAAAAAGCUAGUACUCCUAUAUAAUUUCUCUUAUGUUAGGUAUUCUUUCUAUCAUAUAAAGACAUUGAGAACUUGCCAACUUCAUCGCACAUGAAACUCAGAUAUGGAAUACCUAAACCAAGAAGUUGAAAGUUUAACCUCAAAUGUUCAACUAGGGGAUUAUUUGGCUUUAUCAAAUGAGGGCCUUUCUCAUGAUCAUCAAAAUCAUCUUCAAGAUCAUCAAAGAAUUCAUCAUGGUCAUGAUCAAAUUCCCAUGAUCAUGGCUUUCCAUAAUGAUAUGAAUUUGUCAAGCAAUAUUAGUUCUGAUAAGGUUAAUGUUUAUGACGAUCCAGUAGCUGCUCAGUUCUUUACUCUGGGAGGUCCAAAUUAUGGCAUAAAUUCAAUUCCUGAAUCAAAUUCCAUGGUGAAUAAUAUUUCCACUCCUGCACCCCCGGUGCCAAUUGGAACUGACAAGGGCAAUGGAAAUUAUAAUUGUGGUGGGAGAAAGAGAAAAAGAAAGGAUGAUAGAGAGGCUGAUAAACCAAGAGAAGUUGUUCACGUUAGAGCAAAGAGAGGUCAAGCUACUGAUAGUCAUAGUUUGGCUGAAAGGUUACGAAGAGAGAAAAUAAAUGAAAAGUUGAGAUGCUUACAAGAACUGGUUCCUGGAUGCUAUAAGACAAUGGGAAUGGCAGUGAUGUUCGAUGUAGUAAUCAAUUAUGUUCGAUCAUUGCAAAAUCAAAUUGAUUUUCUGUCCACGAAACUUUCAGCAGCAAGUUUGUUUUAUGACUUCAACUCAUCAGAAAUGGAAGCUAUGGAGUCCAUGCAGGGAACAAAUGUGCAUGAAGCACAAGGGAUGGGAAAGGUUGCUGGUGAAGGUUAUGGAGGAUUUCCUCAAUUUCAAACGUCUAAUUGGCCACUUUGAUCGUACUCGUUCAUACUUUAAAGCUCCCUAAGAAAAUAUGUAUACUCGUCAUCUGAAAAAUAAAAAUAAAAAAAUCCAACAAUAUCGCAAGUGUACUUUGAACUCCCAUAUGGUUUAAACCCUUCACCUUCCCAUAAAAUAUACGUUUGUUUGCAGAGGCGGACCCAGGAUUUUGAGUUCGGGGGUGCUGGAUCCAGGAAUUUUGAGUUCGGAGGUGCUCUAUUAACUAUUUAUAUCUGUUUCCUUUAUAUUUUCUAUACAGUUAUACACUCCGUAACUGAAUUUAAUGGGUGCCGGAGCACCCAAAAACUCUACAUAGGUCCGCCCCUGUUUGUUUGUGUAUUUAGUUAAUUAAAUUUUGUUUUAUGAAAACUAAGACAAUAUUGGUUGCUGAUCAAUGA
Lycium barbarum (goji berry) is the source of this 1309-nucleotide messenger RNA. RefSeq names its product transcription factor bHLH75-like. NCBI's taxonomy places the organism in Eukaryota, Viridiplantae, Streptophyta, Magnoliopsida, Solanales, Solanaceae. The record is from RefSeq and is a predicted model, not a curated record. Bases 111 to 908 code for a protein of 265 amino acids. The transcript has 6 exons. Gene Ontology annotation, cellular component: nucleus. Gene Ontology annotation, molecular function: protein dimerization activity; DNA-binding transcription factor activity. Gene Ontology annotation, biological process: regulation of DNA-templated transcription.